Fraxinus pennsylvanica is the source of this 318-nucleotide messenger RNA. The record is from the annotation of a GenBank genome assembly. Lineage: Eukaryota; Viridiplantae; Streptophyta; Magnoliopsida; Lamiales; Oleaceae.
AUGGCAUCCUCAGCGCCGCCUUCCACCGCCGGAGGUCGAAAACCUCUCGGCUUCAUGGCAAACGCGAUGAAGAGAAAACAUAGCUUCGUACAAUUUUUCGCGAUGACCGGGAUUCUACUACUCAGUGUCCGAUCGGUCGGGCAAAAGUAUCGCAUCUACGAUCUUACUGAGGACACGGCAGCAUUAAAGGAAGAACAGGAAAGUCUCGCAUCUCGCAUGAAUCAUAUAAAACAAAGCCUCCUUGCGGAAGCCGCUCUCGAGCCUACCGGCGCCUUUGCCGCCAGGCUCCGCCUCCUCUUCAGCGAUGGAAGCAACUGA